CAAAGAUGGACACCGACUGAAUUACGAAUGCUGCUCAGUUGGAAGAAUCCAUAGAAACUUUAUCAGACUCAAAACUUUGGGUGUAAAUGUGGGUUCCCUGGGGCUACUGACUUAGCCGAGUCGACCUCAUGAGACACGGCUCUGCUCAAUCUGCCCAAGCUGCUCCGAGAGGAAGCCAGAAAGUAGGGAAGAGCAGGGACAAUGGUCUCUCCUUACUCGCUGACCGUGUGCGCUGCUCGCAUUUAACGUUUACACACAACGAUGACAGUGAUUUGCUGAGUACACGGGCUAGAUGUGCAGAUAUUUAUACUUUCCCUAACGAUCCAAGCGAGGAGGACGGUGUGGAGUUUAGGUUAACCAAAGGCUAUGUUACCAGUGGAGUGAAGGGUGUGAGCGUCCACGGCUGGGGCAGUAGUACGCUGCGCGCCGAGGAAUCCGAGUGCUCGACUGAGCAGAAGGGGGGGAAAAUGAGUACAGUUGAGCAUCAAGCCACCGUAGACAAAGGACUCAAGAUGAAAAUUAAAAGGAAAAGUGUUGGAGCUAAAACCGCAGAUUCGAAACAUGAAAUUGUGAAAAGUGAAGGUUCAAAGUGCAGUGGAGCAGGAGAAGGUAGGAGUGUUACCGCUGGAGCAGUGAACGCUGCCAGCUCAAACCCGUCAGUGAACAUGCCAGGGGACAAAGCUGGUAAACAUGGCGUGCACGGGGAAAAGGAGAAAUCCCCCAAAUUGAAAAACGCACACAAAAAGGAAAAGGCUAAGGAUAAAGUGAAAUCAACGUGUGAUUCUACUACGACGGCUGUGUCGCCGCCGGUGAGUGUGAAUGGUGUUGUGAAUACAAGCGUUAGUGGAAAUACCAAUGUGUUGAUGAACGGGCAUGAUAUGGCUGGCGGCCCCGUGCUAGCCAACGAGCCUAAACCCGGGGAGGUACCAUGUACCACCAAAAAGGAACCAGCUCUGGAUCCUUACGAAUUUAAUGCCAAAGUUGAGGAUGGGAUAGGAGUACCUAUGAAGAAAAUGAAAGUCGAAAAGGUUGAGACAGCUUCUUCACCUGUGCACCCAUCGUCCAUGUGUCAAGAUGCCAGUACAGAAAUGUGCAAUGUAGCGGUCAGCACAGAACCCGAGUGUUUGGGACCCUGUGAACCUGGCACUAGCGUUAACCUCGAGGGCAUUGUUUGGCACGAAACUGAAAAUGGUGUUCUGGUGAUUAAUGUUACCUGGAGGGGAAAGACGUAUGUAGGCACACUUUUGGACGCUACACGCCAUGACUGGGCACCACCACGACUGACGUCUGAUUCUCCUGUAAGUGACUUGGAAGUGCGAACACCCAAAGGACGUGGGAAGCGAGGCAGAGGUGGUGGAACGCCUGUCAAUGAUCGAACCGUUGGUGCAAAUGAAGCUAGGAAAUUAAGAAAAGGACGAAGAACUAGCAAUGCCAAUGGAUUUCAAGCCCCACCAAGUCCCGCCAAAUCUGAUGUUGGAACAGGGGCUAAGCGGAAAGGCCGACCACCGGAGCUGGAUCUAGCCAGUAUUACAGAAGGUGUGAAGCCACCCAAAAGAAGUCGCUCCAGCUCCAGAGGUGCACCUAAUGUAGAGAGCCCUUCUUCAAUCUUGAUUGAAUGCCCAGAACCGAAUUGUAAUAAAAAAUACAAGCACAUCAAUGGUUUGAGGUAUCAUCAGACUCAUGCUCAUCAAAAUAUUAGCCCAGUGGCGGAGCUGGAGGCUGAGGACACUAAGUCUGGUGAUGCAGAAUCUGUGAAGGAUGGUGAAAGUGUUGAACUGGCAAAGGAUUCAAAGUCAAAUUCAAGUGCAAAAGGAAACAAGGACAGUGAAACUGGAUCUAAGAAAAGUGACAAGUGCUCUAAUAAAUCUGAGAAUAGUGGUGAAGGUGGUCAGGAUGAGGGUUCAGUCUCUACCAGACAGUCCAAGUCUGCUGAGGCCACUUCUGGCUCUCACAAAUCAGAUACUGCAUCAAAGAAAAAAGAAACGACAGUAUCUACUUCCUCAUCGGGGUUUUGUAAUACCUCUCCAAAGACCAGUGUUUCAUCACAAAUUUAUCAAUUAGCAGCAGCUCCAAUUGGCUGCUUAGGAGGUGCUGCAUCUCUUCCCCAAGCAUCUGGUUCUAGUGCUACAGUAACCACUGCCGUCAGUCAGUCUCCCACAAGUUCAGUAUCUUCAGUUUCGAACACAUCAGGCAGCAUGUCAACAACAACAACUCAUUCUGACUCAGUUAAGUCAGAAACUGGGAAGGACUCUGAGAAACAAAGUAAAGGAGAAAAGGGAGACAAGUCGAAAUCAAAGACUUCAACACGUCCCAUCAUGCCCGCACCAUCUCCUCAAAUGAUUGCAUUGUCAUCCAAUGUCCCAGUUAGUCAUUCCAGUUUAAACCCUGUUUCCACCCAUGCUCAGAUGUCGCCUUCACUGAAACCCAUUCAACCCAAACCUACAAUAAUGGGCGAGCCAUCCAGUGUUAACCCAUCAUUGAUGGGGUUAAAAGACAAGAAGACAAAAACUAAAAAGAAGAGUAGCAAAGACAAGGAAAGAGAGCCAGGAAAGCCAGCUUCAAAGGAUGGCAGUGUGAAGGAUGAUUCUGUGAAAUGUGAACGAUCAGGUGUUAUAAAAUCAGUUUCUUCCCCUAUCAGGACAAGUGAUGGUUCAAAGAAGGAUGCUUCACUGGCAGAGACUUCCAAGCUCAUUGCUGAAGCCCAGCGCUCUGUAGCAUCAUGUGGUAUGAUAGGUUCACAGCUGUCUCCAAAUUUAAUGGAAGCCUCUCCUCAUGGGACCAGAAUUCCUCAGACUGGAAACAGAGACAUUAGUAAAGCAGGUUCGCCCCUUCAGGUGAACACCCCUGAUCGCAAGAGCCCUGUGAACGAUGAUGUUCAAAGCCCUGCGUAUUCUGACAUUUCUGAUGCCAACGACAGUGCUUCGUUAGGGAGUACUGAGGAAGUGCCUGAAAAACCAAAACGUGCUGAAAACGAGGGCAAGAAAGAUGAUAAAGGCCAAACCCAAAGAUCUCAACCUUCGUCAGAAAAUCCAGGUAUGUCCCAGUUUGGGAUGUACUCCUACUAUGGGCAGCAUCAGUCCCCAUAUAUGAUGCCUCACAGCGGCCAGAGAUGGGGAUGGUAUCAAAAGGAAGCAGACUCAUUAGCUGAGGCCUCUGAAGAAAAUAAACCAAAGAUACAACAACAAGAGGUAGGACCUCCUGGAAGACAGCAGAUGACUCCUCAACAAAUGCAGGAGUAUCAAGUGCAGCAGCAGAAGUGGUUGCAGCAAAUGUACGCUUUGCAAACCAUUCCUCCUCAAUACCAGUAUUUAGCGGCUUACGGUUAUGGUGUUGACCCAGCCUAUCACAUGCAUCUUAUGGGUACAGACCCUCAUUACAGGCAGCAUAAUGAGAAAAUGAUGGAGGAGCAGAAACGAGCUCAUGAGGAGCGUUUCAAGGCUGAAGAAAGGGAACACGGAAAAGAUGGAACGAGACGAUCAGGGACUGAGGAAGGACGGGACUUAAGCACGCCUUCCAAAUAUGGUCAAAUUUCUUCGUCCAAAUCUUCAGAUAGACCCACAGAUCUGAGGAGACCAACGGCCACAGCUGUGCACCCGGAUAGUGUUGCCAGAGAACAAAGUUUACGGGAUAAACGAAUGGAAAACCAUCAGAUCAUUAAAGAAAACAUUGAGCUGAAGCCACAGAUGGAUAAAGAAAAGGCCAAGCAGGAAUAUGAAGCCACAUACAGAAUGCAUGAUAAGCAUGAAGAUGAUUUGAGACGCUAUUACAUGAUGCAACAAAAUUUAGCUUUGCAGCAGAGAAUUGGUGAUGGCCGCAAAAUUGAUCCUUCUGGUAAACCAUCUGAGUCCUCGCCAGCCAAAUCCAGCUCUGGAGAGAAACAUGGCCAGGAUGGUAAAUCUCACACAGUUGGAUCAGACCAUGCAGGCGACACACCUAAAAGAGAGGCAACAGAUUCUAAAUCGAGGGACAGCAGUUCAGGGAAAAACCCUUCCGAUCCUUCUAAGUUUUCGGAAGACAAGUUUAGAAGUGAGAAACCUAGGACUGAUGAUCCCAGGAAUCCACGAAUAGGUUACGCAGGCUCUGCUCGUGGGAGCCCUGCCACAUCAGCCACAACUCCAACAUCCAACGCCCAAUCUCAGGCCUCUUAUGCAUCUUACAUUUCCUACCCAUACAUGCAGUCUCCCUAUGGACAUCAGAUUCCGUUUGAUCCUAAUCAUCCAAUGUACAGAGGAAUCAAUCCGGUGAUAGGUUAUGCUAAUCCUACAUAUCUCCAUCCAUCUCAGCUAGGUUAUAGAAGUGGUCAAGGAGAGGUGGACGAAAAGGCCAAGGCUAGUUUAGUAAGUGCAAGUUCCCCGAGCCCCAAGGUGGGACCUUCAAUGAAUCCAGACUCGGAUCCCAAAGCUGUAGAACUGUUACAGCACCACGCAUCAACAGUAUUACCCGGGCACAAAAUACAUGAACUGCAAGAAAAGGGACGUUCUAGUUCCCGUAGUUCGCCCAUGUCAAAGACGACAGAUCCCGCAUCAACCGCUUCACCGCUUGAAAAACACAGAGAAGCAACAACAAAGUCCCCACCUACUCAGCGUCAUGUGCACACCCACCAUCAUACCCACGUCGUUGGAGGAUUCCCCCCCAUGUAUGGGACUUAUGGUGCCCCAAUUAUUGGUCAACAGUCCAGCACACCAUCAUCCCCAGGGUCUGGGUCUCCCUCAGCUGUAGCAGCUACCCAGGGAUCCCACAUCAAUACCCCACUAAGUGAGACAGGGAUCUGGCUACGGACAAAGGCAGGAAAACCCUCUCAACAGCUGCUGGCUCAUGUUGUGAAAGGUUGUGUCAAACUGUGAAAAAGACUUAGACCAGGAAAGGUCUGGAGGAGUUUCCCACACUGACGGGUGAUCUAAACAGGCUGUUUGUAUAUAUAAUAUAUGUGUAUACAUUGCGCCAAAUAGAUGAGGAAUUUGGUGCUGCGCCAUAUGGUUGCCAGACUCUUGUUGGCAUUGUGCUCUUUUUUCACUGUUUUUAUUUUCUUUCCUUGUUCCCCCUAAAUCUGUGAUGAAGGUCCAAGGAUCUUAAGGAAGCUCCGGCAGAUGGAAGAAAAAAAGACUUCUAAAUUUGUCAAAGUUUCCUGUACCCCCUUCCCCCUCCUCCCAUUGGAAAUUUGGACCAACUGAACUGUUAAAAAAUUUACACCUUGUUGCUACAAACUUGCUGAUUGUGAUGCUUGGCAGUGAUGACAUUUAAACUUGUGUGCCAUUAAUUAUCAUUGCGAAGGAGUGGAUAAUAAAUUUUCUACUUCUUCUCUGCGAAAGCUGAACCCUGGGACAACGCCGCCUUUGUUACUGACUGUAACUGGGUUAUAGACUGGUUUUCAAGCCAGCCAACCUGGACCAAAUGUAUACAUUCAGUUAUAAUGUGAUUUGAUUAGAGGGAGCCAGAGCCUAAGCUGACUGGAUAGAGACCGUGUACAGCUGUGUAAGCCAGACGCUAUGAACAGGCUUUGUAGCUGGCGCUCGGCUAAGGCUAAUCGCUUCUGUUUGCUGUUGUGCUUCAAAGGCUGUUCUCCAGAUAUUGAUUAAAGCCGCUGGUUGUGCGUCUAUGACAGUAAAAUAUAGCCUACGGGGAUAAGUGUUCUAAGCCGGCUAGUGCCGGGAAAGAAGGCGGACAAUACUACAACACUUGCUGUCAAUAAGGAACAAUUGUCCGAUUCGCAGUUUCUGCGCCGGCAUACAGAACAUUGUUUCCGUGGAUGAAAGCUUUGGAGACGUACAACACGUGAUGAAUGACGUUGUGCUAAUUGCCUAAUUUAAAGUUACAAAUUGCGCGUGAUCAUCAUGAGUGUGUACAGACAAAUUACAUGUAUCUCGCAUAAGAACAUAGAUACUAGGUAUACCUAUAAUGUUAAAGGGUUCAAGUCCACAUGGCUGGGAGAAGGAAGGUGCAUGGGUGUUGUUUGUGGGCUGUGUCUUUGCUUGGAGCCAUUGGUCGUAUAGACCACCCAACGCUUCUCCACUACAGCCUGUGUUCGUCAAACAGAAACCUGCUUUAUAGCCGUGGAGCUGUGUUGUCCUGUACAGCCAGAUUUGAGUCAUUCACAACCUGAUCUCUCCUGUAAAUAUAGCCCAGAGCCAAGGGUCACAUUUAAACAUAGUGUGUGUCAAGUUGACAAACGGGGCAGGUUCAGGGCCUCGAGUCUCUUCUAUUGGACGUUUUUUUUUCUUCUGUCAGUCCACAAACCGACUGACUGUUUGUUGCUAAAGCUAUCAUGUUCCGCACGUGGAUCUUUAGAGUAUUUUAAACAUAUUUUAUUCUGAGUUGACUAUAUAUAAUCCGCAAGAUUUAUUCUAGAUGAUUUAUAUAAAUGUGUAUAAAAUGAGCGUUUUUAUUGUUUCAUUUAUUCCCCCCAAUGUGUUAUGCACGAGAGACUAGGAGCAGAUGUGAGCGAUAGCGAGCGUUAAAUGACAUGAGAGAGUUCAGCACAGCAUGUGAAUAAGGUGGAAAGGUCGUGAGAUAGGCAGGCCAGCCAUUGUGGCGCUGGGGAUACUUUAUAGCACUGUUUGUUCACAUCCACAUUGUAGCCGUCACUCAGGGCCUCGCUAUCCUUCAUGUCUGUUUGUAUUUCACAAUAAAUAACCUAACCCUAGUU
Messenger RNA from Liolophura sinensis, 6643 nucleotides. Its product is annotated as zinc finger protein 608-like. The coding region runs from base 129 to 4844 and encodes 1571 amino acids. NCBI's taxonomy places the organism in Eukaryota, Metazoa, Mollusca, Polyplacophora, Chitonida, Chitonidae. The transcript has 7 exons. Gene Ontology annotation, cellular component: nucleus. The record is from RefSeq and is a predicted model, not a curated record. Gene Ontology annotation, biological process: regulation of transcription by RNA polymerase II.